CGGUGGCCUGCUGCUGGGGAUCUAGAGAGGGAGCGACUAGACAGCAGUUAGUUAAGAGCCACGGUCGGAAGCACUACGCACGUAUUCAUCUAUGGAUUGGAGAAUGGUGCUUCGAAGACGGUUAGCAGCCCCAAAUUCAAAAAAAAAUGAAAAAGAACUUAAAGAUGAAGAAAUGGAUCUGUUUACAAAAUACUACACAGAAUGGAAAGGAGGUAGAAAAAAUGCAAAUGCAUUCUACAAAUCUAUUCCACGGUUUUAUUAUAGGCUACCAGCGGAAGAUGAAGUCUUACUGCAGAAGUUAAGAGAAGAGUCUAGAGCUGUUUUUCUGCAAAGGAAAAGUAGAGAACUGUUAGAUAAUGAAGAAUUACAGAAUUUAUGGUUUCUACUGGACAAACACCAGACACCACCUAUGAUUGGUGAAGAAGCAAUGAUCAAUUAUGAAAACUUUUUGAAAGUUGGAGAAAAAGCUGGACCAAAGUGCAAGCAGUUCUUUAUGGCAAAAGUCUUUGCUAAACUUCUUCAUACAGAUCCCUAUGGAAGAAUCUCUAUCAUGCAGUUCUUCAAUUAUGUUAUGAGAAAAGUGUGGCUCCACCAAACAAGAAUAGGGCUUAGUUUAUAUGAUGUGGCUGGUCAAGGUUACCUUCGGGAAUCAGAUUUAGAAAACUACAUAUUAGAACUUAUCCCCACUCUGCCACAGCUAGAUGGACUAGAAAAAUCCUUUUACUCCUUUUAUGUCUGCACUGCAGUUAGGAAGUUCUUCUUCUUUUUAGAUCCUCUGAGAACAGGAAAGAUAAAAAUACAAGAUAUUUUAGCAUGCAGUUUCUUAGAUGAUUUAUUAGAGCUUAGAGAUGAAGAACUUUCCAAGGAAAGUCAAGAAACAAAUUGGUUUUCUGCUCCUUCUGCUUUGCGAGUUUAUGGCCAAUAUUUGAAUCUUGAUAAGGACCAUAAUGGAAUGCUAAGUAAGGAAGAACUCUCCAGAUAUGGAACUGCAACUAUGACCAAUGUUUUCUUGGACCGUGUCUUCCAAGAGUGCCUUACAUAUGAUGGAGAAAUGGAUUAUAAGACCUAUCUAGACUUUGUGCUUGCAUUAGAAAACCGAAAAGAACCUGCAGCACUGCAAUAUAUUUUCAAAUUGCUUGAUAUAGAGAACAGAGGAUACCUGAAUGUCUUUUCUCUAAAUUAUUUCUUCAGGGCUAUUCAGGAAUUAAUGAAAAUCCAUGGACAAGAUCCUGUUUCAUUUCAAGAUGUUAAGGAUGAAAUCUUUGACAUGGUGAAACCUAAGGAUCCUUUGAAAAUAUCCCUUCAAGACUUAAUAAACAGUAAUCAAGGAGACACAGUCACUACCAUUUUAAUUGAUCUGAAUGGCUUUUGGACUUAUGAGAACAGAGAGGCUCUUGUAGCAAAUGACAAUGAAAACACUGCAGACCUGGAGGACACAUGAUUUUUCACAGACUAAACUAUCUCCAUUGAGACAUGCUUGAAUGCUGUAUGAUCAUACAAAAACUGAAUAAAUUGUAAGGAUGCGAUUAAAUUUUCAUGUAACUGUAGAAAGCUGUAAGAGCCUAGUUUAUUGGGAUUUUCAAAUUAACUAAAUCUGAAGCCAAUGAGUUCAAAUACUGGUUUUUUAGGAGGUAAAAUAUCAUCUGGUUAUGUUUGGUUCAAAUAUGGCAGACAGUCAUGUAUUGUGUCAUAAUGCUUUGCUGACUAUACAAAGUGCUAAUUUUAAAUUUGUAUAAUAGUUUGUAAUUAGAGUAUUUCUAGUGACAGAAUAGGAUUUCAGAAACUCUGGGUGUAUUCUUUGUAAGUUAAUAUUUGUGAAGUUCAUUUUUAUUAUACAUCUGUUACAUAAUGAGGUCAUAUUCAUGACUGAUAAUUAGUAGCAUUUCAUAAAGUUAUUAUGGGUAUUAUAAGAAAAAUGAACCCUAAUUUACAGAUGAGGAAAUUGAGGCUCAGGGUAGUUAAAUGACAUGCCCAAGUUACUGGUAGAGCCUGAACUUUUCAGUGCCGAUCUUCUAAUUCCAAACCCAAAGUUAUUUAUAUAAUGCUACUUCCUAUACUUGUAGACAAUGUUGUUUAUACUGGAACCUCUGAAAAAUAUAAAGGGCCAAGUUAAUAUUUAAGUUUUCUUUUCCUAAUUUAAAAGAAAAAAUCUUCAGUGAAACUUGUUCUAGCCACUGGUUUCCUAUAGUUUUUAAAAAAACCACAAUUAUUUAGAUACAAACAAGAGAUGACUGGGGUUGGGCUUUUUAUAGUAGUUGAAUGAACUAAAAAAUAUCUAAUAUUUGUUUUUAUUGCCUAAUAAAAGGCCUAGGGAUUAUUUUAAGUGUGUGAACUAUUAAGAACACUGGAUUUGUACUCAAAAGACUUAAUAGUUGUGUGAGCAAAUAAUUUUACUCUUCUACAAAAUAGGGAUAAUAAUGGUUGUACUAGUUAUACCUCACUUCAACAAGUAUUAGAAAAUGGACUGGGUCAUAUUACCCAGAAAGUGACAGAUAAGUGGACAAGCCAAAUCCUGCAUUGGCCUCCUUUCUAUGUCUAGAGAAAGUGGAGAAGGCUACCAGCAAGCUGUGUGGCAAUUUAUGGGAAGACAUGGAAAAAUUUUGUACAAAUUAGGUAGGCAUAGAUGAAUUAUGAUUUACCUCAUCAGAGAGAAUAUUCAUAUUGAUGGAGACCAUAGAUCCCUUUGACUAUUUGAAUAAAAGCAUUUAUUAAGUGU
Monodelphis domestica (gray short-tailed opossum) is the source of this 2716-nucleotide messenger RNA. RefSeq names its product protein phosphatase 2 regulatory subunit B''gamma (gene PPP2R3C). Lineage: Eukaryota; Metazoa; Chordata; Mammalia; Didelphimorphia; Didelphidae. The record is from RefSeq and is a predicted model, not a curated record. Gene Ontology annotation, cellular component: spindle; centrosome. Gene Ontology annotation, biological process: B cell homeostasis; regulation of dephosphorylation; T cell homeostasis.